AAUCGCUGAGAACAAGAGAACGAUAUCACCCGCCAAUUCGUCAACAAGUCAUAGGAGAUCGCCAAGUCUUCUUUUUCGUCUUGCCUCGGGCGCGGAGCCUUAAGUUUUUUCUUAAUUCGCUCUCGAGGGCUUUUCGAGUUGAGCUCGUCCCAUCAAAUACAAUUACCAUCUUGCCCCUCAUAUACCGUGCGGUUUCCUUCCUUGGUAAUUAUAGGUUAUUGCUCAACUAUUUAUGAGUAUGGAGGAAGACAAGAAACCGUCUCUUGUUGGGGUUGGUGAGAAGGAGAAAUCGGAAAAAAAUACAACCACUGUUGUUGAACGACCUGCUCCUGCCGCCAGUGUUGAACCUCAGAAACCGAAACCUUCCGAAGGCGACACCCCCACCAACAACGUCGCCGAUGAUAUCGCCAAUGACGCCGAUCUAAGUUCACCUCCCGACACAAGUUCUGUCUCCAGUGUUAACCCGGAUAUGCUGGGUGAUGAGAUUGUGGUUGGCACUCGUGCGAACGGCGGUAAAUCUCCAGCUCAUCGAGCUGCUCUUGAGCAAGAAGACGUCGCCAUGGCCGAUGUCGCCGAGGAAGAUGAACCCGAUACUAGUUCAACCAAGGGUAACCCGCGACAUAAAAUUGGUGAGGACAACAAACACGUUCCGAUUGGUUACUGGCGCGACUCUCCUGUUCCUCAGGAAGGAGGAAAGCACAUGGUUGUGGGUUUCAUUGAUAUUCGCGACCGUCUGCGGACUCGGAUCCGGAGUAUUAACCUGGAUGGGAAGGCUAUCAAUGGUCGACUGUUCCGUAUCCCUCCCGGUCCUGGUGGUAGCUGGGUUACCUUCGAACGAGUCGUGUUCCUUGACCAUCUCAUUGGUCACGACCACAACCUAAUCAAAGAAUACGUUAAGGUACGCGCCGAGACACUCAAAGAUCGCACGAAAGAAGCGGAUAUGGCAGCAUUACGAGAGGCAGAGCGCCGCAUCGAGGCUCGCCCUCCCCCCGAGACUAAUCAGCCGCCUCCCGUAGCAUGGGGUCGCGAGAUUCCCGAGCAGGCAAUGGCGCCUUAUGUAGAUGUCAAGAGACGACGUGUCGGUAGUGGCUCCGGUACUAUUUCGGAACGCAAUGACCCUACUGAUUACCUCGAUCAAGCCGAACAAUCCCGAGAGAUGAGUCAUAUCGAACACAUUCACCAACACUCUCGUGUACUACCGACACCUGAGCCUCCCCAAGUGCCUAGAAAGCCUACCCGGAUUCUCGUUGGUGUUUGGAGCAAGUCCAGUUCCCCGAAUGAUGACGACAAGCAUGCGGUCUAUGGCAUCCUUGGCGCGAAUGAUAUGUUCCGUGUCAAGCUUGUCCGUGAGACAAAGGAUGGUCGUUUCUUGGAUGGGAAUUUCCCUAGUGGGGCAGGCGCUCUAUGGAUAGCUUACGACGAGGCUGUGAUGUUGGAUCACAUAAAACACCUCUCUAGACCGGAGGUUAAGGAGUAUGUUCGUAUUCGCCAAUCUCAGAUUGAUGCCGGCGAGACGAAAGACGAGCAGAUUGCGAAUGAGACCAAAGCGGUUCACGAAGCCCAAAUUCGAGCUGCGCAAAUCGCGGCAGCGAGUCCUAAUCGACCCUUCAACCAGGGACACGCACCGUCUAACGCACCGACCACCCUUUCUCAGGUUUGGCCCCAAGAGGGUCGCGACGCGCACGAGUUGAGGCAGCCUAGACGAGAUGUAGGAAUUCGAGGUGUUGAACCAGUCCAAACAACACGAUAUGCUCCUCCUGAUAUGGAUGUUCGACGAGUUAGCGGAGGCGGCGGUAACGACCCCAUCGGACGUGUUCAGGAACACGCCAACCGCGAAGUCAGGCGAAUGGAGGCAAACCAGUUGCGCACAGAUCGUCGCCAGGCCAAUAAGAGCGCCUUGGCCAGUCCCGUGAACAGCGUGCAUAGCAUGAACGCUCAUGAUACCCGACGCGACUUCAACGAUAACGUACAAAGAAUGAACCAUGUCUGGCGCGCUCAAGAGAACAUGCGUGCAGGUCCGGAGCCUAACAAUGGCAACCCCGGUAACAAUGGCAACGGUAACGGUAACGGCAAUGGUAAUGGUGAUGUCAUGAUGCACCAGGGUGUCAAGUACGAGAGGAAGCAGAAUGGCCCGUUCAAGGACCGUCUAGUCAGCCAGGGCACGAUCAUUAACAUCGACGGCGAGGAUUACGUUGAGUACCGUGUUCUUACGAAACCAUCCUUCUUCUAGAGGAAGUGAUGAUGACGACACUUACGGGUGGUUUCGCAAGCCUCAUGAGGCUAUUACUCUGACCUUAUUUCCCCAAAACCACAAAUUGAUCAACACAAACUUCUUAAU
This is a messenger RNA of Hypoxylon trugodes, 2338 nucleotides long. RefSeq lists its product as uncharacterized. Lineage: Eukaryota; Fungi; Ascomycota; Sordariomycetes; Xylariales; Hypoxylaceae. Bases 233 to 2230 code for a protein of 665 amino acids. The transcript has 4 exons. The record is from RefSeq and is a predicted model, not a curated record.